Dreissena polymorpha is the source of this 2663-nucleotide messenger RNA. Its product is annotated as serine/threonine-protein kinase pakB-like. The record is from RefSeq and is a predicted model, not a curated record. Bases 150 to 2312 code for a protein of 720 amino acids. The transcript is spliced from 2 exons. Gene Ontology annotation, biological process: protein phosphorylation. Gene Ontology annotation, cellular component: cytoplasm. Gene Ontology annotation, molecular function: protein serine/threonine kinase activity; ATP binding. Lineage: Eukaryota; Metazoa; Mollusca; Bivalvia; Myida; Dreissenidae.
ACGUCUUUGACGUUUCAGUAAAUCGACGUCAAGGCGUCGCUAACUUUGUAGCCAAAGCGUUUAAAUGUUGAAGUUAAAUAUGGCGUGUAUGAUGUUUAUCAUGUUGACGCAUACUGCAAACCUGAACUUUAUUCGCACGAGCUGACAAAAUGGCGUUUUUUAACCGAGACUGGUUUUACUCGCCCUCCGAUCCGUGGUGCAGAUUUAGGAGCGAAGCAAACACCAUAGUCAACAAUAUCAAUAUCAACUGCCAUACAGCACAAGAAAGAAAAUGCUUAGAUACCCCGAAUAACAAAACCGAUGAAUGUUCUGCUGAGAUAUUCAAACAAGACAGACAUGCGAGCGAGCAUCCUCUCAAAGACGUCAAUAAAAUAUCGAGAAAAUUAUUCCAUCGUGGCGAAAGCAUAAACGCUAAUGCAAGUGAUGAGAGGAAUAAUACUGUACACGAACUACCAAGUAGUCCAAAGUCACCUAAUUACGCUAAAUUUGAACAAUCGAAGGAAUCAAUGUCUUUCAACGAAAACGAGUAUUCGAUGGCCAACAUUACAGAAUUAUCUGACGAAGGGCUGUUUAGCGAUCUACUCUAUGAUGAAAAGGGGGGCGAUGAUAUAAUUAAAUCACCAGGUAUGAAAUGUGUCGUGGAAUUCGCGUUAGACUGUACAAUAGAAAAUUGCGAAUGUCACGAAAACUGGGACAGCAAAAAGAUGCUAAUACAACCAAUGGAUUUCAGUGGUGAUGUACUCAACACAGCUCGUGGACGUGUAGAAAAGCAAGUUUACAGAAAGAAAUCAUCAAACAAUUGGAAUCCGUGUUUCGUUUGCAUCGAUUCGCCAUGCUGUUGUCAGGACAAUGAAUGGGCCCCAUUCGUGCGAACUGGUAUGGUACGGAAAGAACAGACAAGCGUCAACGACGAAACGGAGAAUGCUACUACUAUCUCUAUUACUUCCACAGAUGAUAGCGAUGAAUACGACGAGGGCUCGAAUUUCAAUAAGAUACCGCACGCAGCACACGAUGCAUACGAGGUAGUCUCGUGGGACGCUGCUUCGAACAGAGAAUUUUCCCACUUCGUCAUGAAUUCUAAGUUGAAUAACGAGUACCGAAAUGGUGUGCAGGACUCGCCUCAACUUGAUCUGAGCGGACUGGAUGGCUACCACACGGCACCUUCAACGCCGUCGUAUGACUCAAACGAUUACAUAAUCAUCGAUCGAACUGAUAGCGAAGAUUCGACGAACACUAUACUGACCAACCAUUCAACCAAUGCUUCCUUAAAGGCAAUGAGCGAGUCAAGCCAAUGUCACGACUCGUGCAACAACCACGCCCUUUGCUUUCCGCUAGAAUCGUUCUCCGCGGAUAUGGCAAACAGUAUCAAUUCUAUUGACGAUGAUGGUACCGGACAUCGCGAUUCCCAGAACAACGCGUGCACAGCACUAGGGCGCCCAGAAGAAGCGACCCAAACGCUCCACAACCUGCAUACCUCCACCGUUCUCGCUCAAUCGCGCAUCCGGCUACCAAUGCCACCAUAUAUCGACGCGACCUCCAUACAGUACGAAGGGAACCCAAGCACCGGUGAAAUUCUCGUCGUAGGAAAAGGCAGCUUCGGUGUGGUCUAUAAGGCGCAAUUCUCGGACCCCGCGUUCUUUCAUUUGCCCAUCGUCGUAAAGGAGUUCGACGAAGAGUAUUCGAACUGCAAGGAAAUCAUCCAGGAAGCGCAGCGUCUGUUUUACCUUAAAGACACGCGCUAUGUGCCGAUUUGCUACGGGAUACUGACUUAUGGAGAGAACGACAAGCAGAAAUACGGCAUCGUGCAAGAGUACGUAGGGACUGGUUUGACGCUGGAGGAACUUCUAUGGGAGCAGUAUAAUAUGCCUUUCGAAUACUGGCUCAUAAUCGCUUACCAGUGCUGCGAAGGGCUAGCCAUGUUCCACGAGAAAGGCAUCCUCUUGAAUGACAUCAAAUCGAACAAUAUCCUUCUGGAAUUCAACGCGCGUUCCGUACGGAUACGCUACAUCGACUUUGGGCUUGCUACGGAUAUGACGGGGAAGAGGUACAAAAACACGAAAUCGCUCGAGAACUUUGUUUACCUCGCACCGGAAGUUCGGCGUUACGGUGAGAGCACAACUAUCGCCUCGGACAUAUUUUCCCUUGGCUACAUGCUGGAGCAAAUCAGAAGGACUUCCGGAGUGUUUGAGCUAACGGUCGUCUCGCGACUGUGCAUGGACAGGGAUCCGACAAUGCGACUUCCUGUUAGGGGCGCCAUGUCGCUAAUCAGCGAAACCAUGGAGAAGCUCGGAUACGCAGAAUAUAUCAUGUGAGCCGAUGCUAAUACAGUAAUUGUUACCUGGGUUAACUCUACAACGUUGUUGUUAAAAAAAAAUCUAGCCAUGGGCUUAUCAGCACGGUUGCAAUAAUAUAUUAUGAUGUAAUGAUGCACGUGUAUCAUUUAAAUACUCCUAUUUAAAUCAUAUACAUGUAUAUUCUGGUUAAGUUGGACUGCCAAUUAAAAAUCGAUGAUAGGCCCUAGUUGAAUCUGUAACAUAAUGGCUUUAGACUUUGUGAAUAAAGCACUAAUAAAUCAAUACAAGAUUAAAUAACUUUUAGAAAUUUAACAUGUUCUGCAUACAUUAUAAUGUAUUAAAAGCUGAAUAAACCCUUUGCAUAUUUAA